GGCGGCGGCGGCUGAGGAGACCGUUGGGCGCGCGGGAGGCGCGGACACGGCCGGCGGAGCGAGCGGCCGGGCAUUAUUUCCAGAAAAACUAUGGCAGCAUCAAGCAUUCUCUGAACGGCGGACCCCCGGGAGUAAGGAACUAUGCUCCUGGCCUUGGAGGCACGUUGAGAUGUACAGAGCGGGGGACACAGGGGAGCGCCCGCCACAGGGGACGGCGCCCCCUCGUCUGAGGAGCGUGGAGGUGGCCAGAGGAAGAGCAGGGUACGGGUUCACCCUCUCUGGCCAGGCGCCGUGCGUGCUCAGCUGUGUCAUGAGGGGCAGCCCUGCCGAUUUUGUGGGCCUCCGUGCUGGAGACCAGAUACUUGCUGUCAACGAAAUCAACGUGAAGAAGGCGUCCCAUGAGGACGUGGUGAAGUUAAUCGGGAAGUGCUCUGGGGUCCUGCACAUGGUGGUGGGCGAAGGCCUCGGCCACUUGGAGUCGUGCUCCAGCGAUGAGGAAGUGGGGUUCUACGAGGGAAAAGGCUGGCGGAAGCCCAGACUUGAUUCCAAAGCGCUAGGUAUAAACAGAGCGGAGAGAGUUGUUGAAGAAAUGCAGUCGGGUGGGAUUUUCAACAUGAUCUUUGAAAAUCCUCGUCUUCGUGCAAGCAGUUCAGAGCCCUCGAAAUUGAAACAAAGAUCCCUUUCAGAGUCAGCUGCUGCGCGAUUUGACCUUGGACAUGAAAGUGUCAAUGAUCUGCACCCCAGCCUGCUUUCCAAGGAGGAAAUUUCAAAAGUUAUUAAUGAUGAUUCGGUUUUCAGUAUUGGACUAGAGAACCAUGAAGAUUUUGGAUUAGAUGCAAGUAUUUUAAAUGUCGCCAUGGUCGUCGGCUAUUUAGGUUCUAUUGAACUCCCUUCGACAAGCUGCAACCUGGAGUCCGAGAGCUUCCAGGCCAUCCGCGGCUGCCUGCGGCGCUUGCGGGCCGAGCAGAAGAUCCACUCUCUGGUGACCAUGAAGAUCAUGCACGACGGGGUGCAGCUGUGCACCGACAAGGCUGCCGUGCUGGCCGAGUACCCCGCCGAGAAGCUGGCCUUCAGUGCUGUGUGCCCAGACGACAGGAGGUUCUUUGGGCUUGUGACGAUGCAGAGCAGUGACGAUGGCAGUCUGGCGCGGGAGGAUGAGGGUGUCUUGCGGACCUCCUGCCACGUGUUUAUGGUGGAUCCAGACCUGUUCAAUCACAAGAUCCACCAAGGCAUCGCCCGACGGUUUGGGUUUGAGUGCACGGCCGACCCUGACACCAACGGCUGCCUGGAAUUCCCAGCGUCCUCCCUGCCCGUCCUCCAGUUCAUCUCCGUGCUAUACAGGGACAUGGGCGAGCUGAUUGAGGGUGUACGGGCCCGGGCCUUUGUGGACGGGGAUGCCGACGCCCACCAGAACACCAGCACCAGCAGCAACAGCGACAGUGGCAUCGGGAAUUUCAACCAGGAAGAGAGAAGCAGCCGGGUGCUUGUGGUCGACCUGGGCGCCAGCUCUAGCAGGCACGGCCCCAGCAGCAGUGCCUGGGAGGGCGCAGGCGGGAGGGGCCCCCAGCCUCGGGGCGCCCCCUGGAACGGGGCCUUUGGCCUCGAGCCCGAGGCAGGGCCCCCAGGGGAAGCUGCUCAGCAGGCUGACCGGUGCUGGGAUUUCAGCAAGCACCUAGGGCCCACUGCUCACGUGGAGGUCCCCCCGACCUCCUUGCGGAGUUCUGUCCCUCCUUCCAAGAGAGGUGCCGUGGGCCCUGGCGGUGGCUUCGGCCAGCGGUGGCUUCCGGUUCACGUCCUGCAGGAGUGGCAGUGUGGACACGCCAGCGACCAGGAGUCUUACACGGACUCCACCGACGGGUGGUCCAGCGUCAACUGCGGCACGCUGCCCCCUCCCAUGAACAAGAUUCCCGCGGACCGCUACCGGGUGGAGGGCAGCCUGGCGCAGCCACCGUUGAGCACCCAGAAGAGGGACUGGUCCCGGAAGGCUUUUGGGAUGCAAACCAUUUUUGGUCCCCAUCGAAAUAUUAGAAAGACUAAGGAAGACAAAAAGGGCUCAAAAUUUGGACGGGGACUUGGACUUGCUCAGACUUCUCAGCGCACCUCUGCUCGGAGAUCAUUCGGAAGAUCCAAGAGAUUUAGUGUUACCCGCUCCCUCGAUGACCUUGAGUCUGCAACUGUAUCUGACGGUGAGCUGAGUGGCGCCGACCUGAAGGACUGCGUGAGCAACCACAGCCUGAGCAGCAAUGCCAGCCUCCCCAGCGUGCAGAGCUGCCGGCGCCUGCGUGAGAGGAGGGUUGCCAGCUGGGCCGUGUCCUUCGAGCGUCUCCUGCAGGACCCCCUGGGCGUUCGGUACUUCUCGGACUUUCUAAGGAAGGAGUUCAGUGAAGAAAACAUCCUGUUCUGGCAGGCCUGCGAGUAUUUCAGUCAUGUUCCCGCACACGACAAGAAAGAGCUUUCCUACAGGGCACGUGAGAUUUUCAGUAAGUUCCUGUGCAGCAAAGCCACCACCCCUGUCAACAUCGACAGCCAGGCCCAGCUGGCAGACGACAUCCUCAGCGCCCCGCACCCCGACAUGUUCAAGGAGCAGCAGCUCCAGAUUUUCAACCUGAUGAAGUUUGAUAGCUACACGCGCUUUCUGAAGUCCCCGCUGUACCAGGAGUGCAUCCUGGCCGAGGUGGAGGGCCGCUCCCUCCCCGACUCCCAGCAGGUGCCCAGCAGCCCGACCUCCAAGCACAGCGUCAGCUCGGACCACUCCAACGUGUCCACGCCAAAAAAGCUGAGUGGGAAAUCGAGAUCAGGACGGUCCCUGAACGAGGACGUGGGGGACGAGGACGGCGAGAGGAAGCGGAAAGGAGCCUUCUUCUCCUGGUCCAGGGCGAGGAGCACCGGGCGGUCCCAGAAGAAGAAGGACCAUGGUGACCACACAAACGAGCCCCCACGCGCCAACGGAGGCCUGGGCCGCAGGGAGUCGCAGGGCUCCGUGUCCUCUGCUGGGAGCCUGGACCUGUCAGAGGCCUGCAGGACCUUGGCGCCCGAGAGGGACAAGGCCGCCAAGCACUGCUGCAUCCAGCUCCCCGACGGGACGUCCUGCACCGUGCUCGUCAGGGCGGGGCUGUCCAUCAAGGAGGUCCUGUCCGGGCUCUGCGAGCGCCAUGGCAUCAACGGGGCCGCCGUGGACCUCUUCCUGGUGGGCGGGGACAAGCCUCUGGUGCUGCAUCAGGACAGUAGCAUCCUGGCAUCCAGGGACCUGCGCCUAGAAAAGCGUACUUUGUUUCGGCUGGAUCUGGUUCCCAUUAACCGGUCAGUGGGACUCAAGGCCAAGCCCACCAAGCCCGUCACGGAAGUGCUGCGGCCCGUGGUGGCCAAAUACGGCCUGCACCUGAGUGAGCUGGUGGCCCGGCUGAAUGGAGAGAAAGAGCCCCUGGACCUCGGCGCCCCCAUAUCGAGUCUGGAUGGACAGCGGGUCAUCCUGGAGGAGAAGGACCCCCUCAGGGGGAAAGAUAAACAGAAAGGCGCCCCAGUCAAACAGAAUGCAGUUGUCAACUCCAGCUCCAGAAAUUUCUCGGCUACGGGAGAGGAGAGAACGCUAGGCAAGUCUAAUUCUAUUAAAAUAAAAGGAGAAAAUGGAAAAAAUGCUAGGGAUCCCCGGCUUUCAAAGAGAGAAGAAUCUAUUGCAAAGAUUGGGAAAAAAAAAUAUCAGAAAAUUAAUUUGGACGAAGCAGAGGCGUUUUUUGAGCUUAUUUCCAAAGCUCAGAGCAACAGAGCAGACGACCAGCGUGGGCUGCUGAGGAAGGAAGACCUGGUGCUGCCCGAGUUCCUGCGCUUACCUCAGGGCCCGCCCGCUCCCGGCCUCGCCUGCGGGACGGCUGUGACCAGCCCCGGCCAGGAGGCGGCGCCCUGGCCCCGAGAGCCGAGGGGGCCCCCCCGGGACCAGCCCAGUGGCCCGGCGCCGAGCCCCAGCUCGGCCGACAGCCUGUCCUUCUGCACCCCCGCGGCCCCCUCAACCCCCACGACCCCCACGACCCCCUCGACCCCCGCGACCCCCAGCCCCUGCGCGCAGGAAGCCGAGGCUGGGGACGUCCAGACCAUGGAGGGCGAGCACGUGGCUGACCUGACGCUCACUGGGGAGGGGGACAUCAGCAGCCCCAACAGCACUUUGCUGCCGCCGCCCCCAGCCCAGCAGGACUCGGCCGGACCUCCCAGACCAGGGGGCGGGGCCCGCAGCAGCCGAGGCCUCCCGGUCAACACGAUCAUCGACGUGGACCUGGUCAGCGGCUCGGUGCCCGGGCUGGGCCGCAGGCUCCCAGGGGUGUGGGCGGGGCCCCGGAGGUCACCGGCCAGCAGGGGCCCCGCAUCAGACCCCCCGGGCCUGAGCCCUGUCCCAGGUAGGCCCGCCAAGCCCAAGGCCAGCCCACACCACGCUACCUUCGUCUGA
Molecule: messenger RNA, 4435 nt
Organism: Pteronotus mesoamericanus
Lineage: Eukaryota; Metazoa; Chordata; Mammalia; Chiroptera; Mormoopidae
Gene: RGS12
Product: regulator of G protein signaling 12
Exons: 18
Coding region: 170-4435 (1421 amino acids)
Biological process (GO): regulation of G protein-coupled receptor signaling pathway; signal transduction
Cellular component (GO): cytoplasm; nucleus; plasma membrane
Molecular function (GO): GTPase activator activity; protein binding
Source: RefSeq, a predicted model, not a curated record